Molecule: messenger RNA, 621 nt
Organism: Drosophila kikkawai
Lineage: Eukaryota; Metazoa; Arthropoda; Insecta; Diptera; Drosophilidae
Source: RefSeq, a predicted model, not a curated record
AUGAAAGUCAGUCGGUUCGGUUUGUUUUUGGUCUCCGCUGUGAUGGGACUCGCCAUCGAAGUGGCUGGAAAUGAGAAGUCCUUUUUGACCACAUACAGCAGCAGUCAGAAGAAAGCCCUGGUGGCCAUCCAGCACAUCCAUGUCUUUGGCGAGUCGCUGUACAUGAAGGUCCGGGCCUACAUCCACGAGGAUCGCCAACAUUUCGAUCUGAAUGUGCGUGUGGUGCGGGAGCUGGGCAGCAAUCACCUGAUCAUGAACAUGAAGGUGCGCGUGAGGCCCGAGGGAGGCACCCAGUUUGUGCAAUUAUUCGAAAUGCGAAGAAUUAACUUUUGCGGCUUCCUCAGCGAAUACAAUUCGAAUCCCAUGCUGCGUUUCCUCUUCAAGAAGAGCAUUAUCCUGAGCGAUGUGAUCGAGUGUCCCAUCCGUGUGGGUAAUUACUCGAUGCUGAACUCCAAUGUGGCGGAAAACAUUCAACCAGAUGGAGUUCAGAAUGGCACCUACAAGUUCUUUGCCGAAAUUGUGGAGGAAAACGGAGAGAUAGCCAAGGUGUUUGCCCUCCAAGUCACCACGUUGGUGUAUAUUGUGGAAAAGGAUGGUUCGGAUGAAUCAAAAGAGGACUAA